Cimex lectularius (bed bug) is the source of this 1632-nucleotide messenger RNA. It is a transcript of the gene Cbp53E, whose product is annotated as calbindin-32. The record is from RefSeq and is a predicted model, not a curated record. Lineage: Eukaryota; Metazoa; Arthropoda; Insecta; Hemiptera; Cimicidae. The coding region runs from base 308 to 1300 and encodes 330 amino acids. Gene Ontology annotation, biological process: regulation of long-term synaptic potentiation; regulation of presynaptic cytosolic calcium ion concentration. The transcript has 12 exons. Gene Ontology annotation, molecular function: calcium ion binding. Gene Ontology annotation, cellular component: dendrite; terminal bouton; cytosol.
UUAUUUGGUUAUCUGUAAGACGCGAUACGUCAAUCCACCAGACGCAAAUAAGGAAACAAGGGCAAAAACUAAUUUCAACCGCGACACAAGCGACCUUACGUUCAACGGGGUUUUAUUAUAUUCCACAAUCCGUCUGGCCGAUAUUCGGAUCACGUAUGACACUUCGCAAGGUUGCGGGUUGGGAUAUUUUUACAGUUUUGUCGCUGUGUCGGCCUUUUUAACACCUGAAUUCACCGGAGGAUGAUGAAAAAGCCGACACAGGAAACAACUUUUCCCACUCGAACCAACAAUCAAUACGUUUCUUCCUAUGGAGUUUGAAUUUUCAACAUAUUCUUCAUAUCAGAUGUCCCUGGAAUCCCAAGUGUCUGAGGAGGCGAGGGCGUCCAAGAAGCUCAACAUCGAAAAGGCCGCUAAUUUCAUGCGUCAGUACCGCGACCCGGAGUCACGGGAGCUGAAAAAGCUCUCGGCGAACCAGUUCACUCAGGUUUGGGGCCAUUACGACAAAGACGGCAACGGCUAUAUCGAAGGCACCGAGCUUGACGGCUUCCUCCGAGAGUUUGUCUCUUCGGCCAACCCGGCGGACAUCGGGCCCGAGGCAGUCUCGGACGCGAUGCUCGAAGAGCUCAAAGCCUGCUUCAUGGAAGCUUACGACGACAACCAGGACGGAAAAAUCGACAUCCGAGAGCUCGCUCAACUUUUGCCCAUGGAGGAAAAUUUUCUCGUACUCUUCAGGUUUGACAACCCUUUGGAAUCCAGCGUGGAAUUCAUGAAGAUCUGGAGGGAGUACGAUUCAGACGGCAGCGGGUACAUCGAAGCGGAUGAACUUAAGAAUUUUCUCAGAGACCUGCUCAAGGAGGCUAAAGUCAACGACGUGUCUGAGGACAAGCUCAUCGAGUACACCGACACGAUGCUUCAAGUUUUCGACGCCAACAAAGAUGGAAGACUUCAGUUAUCCGAAAUGGCAAAACUGCUCCCGGUGAAAGAGAACUUUCUCACGAGGCAGAUAUUUAAAGAAAUCACGUCGGAGGGAGCGACAAAACUGACGAAGGAAGACAUUGAAAAAGUCUUCUCCCUCUACGACAGGGAUAACAACGGCACGAUUGAAAACGAGGAGUUGAGGGGCUUUCUUAAAGAUCUUCUGGAGCUGGUGAAAAAGGAUUACGACACUCAGGACCUCGCGGAGUUCGAAGAGACCAUCCUAAGAGGUGUGGACUACAACCAGGACGGCAAGAUCAACAAGAAAGAACUGACAAUGAUCCUUCUCGCCAUCGCAAAGCACACACAAGAGGAGGAGAACUAAACUAUAUAUUCAAUAAGCACAAAAAUCGUCUGGGGUUUGUUGAUGUCGUUAACACAGCUGAAAUCGCGAGACGAGCCCCCGGGGCCGCGAGAGUUUUUGACUCGUAUAAUAAAUAUUUUCGCUUCGUCGCUCUCUCCUAAAGGCAGGCCCCGUUCUCACGGAUUUCCCAUCCAUGCCAAUUUUGAUUUGUCAAAUUUGAACAGUUUAAGUGUUUAAAGUUAGUUUAUUUUUUAAUGUAUAAGCACUGGUUUUCCAGAGAAAAUGGCCUUUAGGGCACACGCUAAAUCGAUGUUGUGGCUGAUACUCUAAAGUUCAUCAGUUCAAUAUGUUUA